GUGAACAUCAAGGAAGCGUCCCUCUUGUCCGUCGAGGCGACGAACCUCGAGGGCGAGGUCGAGACGCGGAUCUCGGACCAGAUCGCGGCCGGCGCGACGUACGACCAGAACAGCGCCCAGUUCGCGCCCAAGGCGCUCUUCACGCGCUGGACGGCCAAGGGCAGCGACCCCCUCGAGGUGACGGGGACCUUCAACAUCGCGGACCAAUCCGCCGAGGUCGACGUCAAGUACGAGAAGUUGGGCUCGAAGUUCGGCGUCAACUUCAACUCCGCGCGCAGCUCGCUCAUCACGGCCGCCCGGACGUCCCGCGACUUCAGCGUCGAGGGCCGCACCAUCAACGUCGCGCCGUCCUACAACUUCGUCACGGGCGUCUCGUCGGCGCUCACGUCCGACACGUCCGUCGAGCUCGCGCUCGACUCCGCCGACGUCGCCGACCGCGACGCGCUCCAGAGCGUCGUGUGCAUCGACCACAGCUUCAACGGCAAGAACUCCAUCAAGCACACCUUCGCGCUCAACUCGGGCGUGUCGACCUACGAGUACAAGCGCAAGCUCGGCGGCGACGCCGCGCUCUCCGUCGCGGCGCACCCGGGCAAGUCCGUCGAGAUCGAGUGGGACGAGGUCGGCACCACGGGCCUCUGGACGACCAACGUCCGGUUGCCCUGGGGCAAGCCCGACCGCGCCCAAGUGAGCCUCGCCAUGGACUUCGCGGUGCUCAUGGGCCUGGACUCGCGCUUCAUCGUCAAGCCGUCCUGCUGGCAGGGCGUGCUCCGCUUCAUGUCCCUCGUCGAGGCCUACGACGAGAUCGUCGACCGCUUCGUGCACUACAACUUCGCGCCCAAGGACGUCGUGCUCCGCAUGCUGCGCUGCUCGCCGUCCUACACCUGCGGCAUCCACAUCAUCCAGCAGAACCGCGUCUUCGUCCUCAAGCGCAUGCGCAUGGUCGCGGACCUGCUCGCAGACCGCGUCGAGUACCUGGAGAUCCGCCUCCUGGACCCGACGUCCGGCGUCUUCGACGGCCGGAACUACAAGUACACGAAGUCCGACAUCGAGAUCUGGCGCUCCUCGUCCCCGUCGGAGAAGGUCGAGCUCACGAAGCUCGGCGGGCUCUUCGACUUCGCGACCGUCGCGUUCAACAGCGUCACGGGCCUCGACCUGCCGUCGCUGCGGAGCCCGACGCAGGGCGGCAAGUUCUACGGCCCCGCGCUCGCGCUGACGACGAACGCGGUCGACGACGCCUUCUUCAGCGAGAUCACGUCCAGGAUCAACAAGGGCAAGGUCUACGUCACGGGCGCCGACACGAUCGCGGGCGGCGUGGAGCUCCGGUUCGCGACGUCGUUGGAGCGCAACCAGAAGGGCGUCGACGUCAGCGACCUCGACCUCGCCUGCGCGAACGGCGCCUUCGCCAUCGACUCCUGGGCGCGGGGCGCGCCGCCGCGCCACACGUCGGCGGCCGAGCUCGGCGCGUCGGCCGCGGCCUUCGCGUCCGACGCGCGCGCGGCCUUCGCGCGCGGCCUGCCGCCGGCGCCGGCGCACCUGGAUCCGAUGCUCGCCAACGUCGCGGGCGCGCUCGCGGCCUUCGUGCCCGCGAUCGUGCUCGAGACGCAGGCGCUGGCGGCGGAGCUCGGCGUCGAGUUCCCGACGCGCGAGCGGCAGCCCGGGCUCUGGGUCGAUCGCGAGCGCCUCGAGCGGCGGCGCGAGGACGCGCGGCGCGAGCGCGAGCGCCUCGAGCGGCUCGAGCGGCGGCGCGAGGACGCGCGGCGCGAGCGCGCGCGGCUCGCGCGCGAGGUGCGCGAGCGCGAGCGCGACGAGCGGCUCGAGCGCGCGGAGCUCAAGUGGCGGGUGCGCGAGCACGAGCGCGACGAGCGCGCGCGGCCCGAGCGGGACAAGCGCGCGCGGCUCGAGCGGGACAAGCGCGCGCGGCUCGAGCGCGAGUGGGACGAGCAGCUCGAGCUGGAUCCGGUUGCUCGACUGCAGCGCUUUCUCCGGCUCGACGGCGUCGGUCUGCCGCCCACCAUCGUCUGCGAGAUCUCCCGCGUCGGUCGGCCGCCGCCCGGCGCCCGGCGGCCCUUCACGGACACGUCCAACGCGGCGCGCGGCGAGGAGCCCGCACCGAAACGGCGGAAUUCGCCCAUGGUCGCGCGGUGGAGGCUGUACGCGCCUAAACGGCCGGGCCGCGACGUCGUCGUCUUCAUGAUGGACCACGCGGUCUUGGUCAUCCGGCCCAUCUCCAUGGCCACGCCGGCCGCGCGCGGGGGCCGCACGAGCACCGCGCGCCGCGCCAGGAUCAUCUUCUCGGCCUCGCGGACGCGGAGCACGAGAUCGUGCACGGGCAUGGCGUUGAUCGCCGCGUCGACCUUGGGGUCCGUGAUGAGCUUGCGCUGGACGAACUUGACGGUGGGGUCGUGCAUGUGUCUCGUGCGAUGCGUCGCGCGGUGCUGCGGCCGCUGCCUCGACGGGUGCCGGAAGGCGUGCUGCCCGGCCGAGGAGGAGGAGGAGGACGACGACGACGGCGAGGCGGAGGAGGAGGCCCAGAAUUUGGUCGUGCGCCUCCGCUACGGCGGGCGAACGCUCGUCGUCGCGUUCCCCGAGGCGGAGGCGCCGAGCGCGCGGCGCGUCUUCGAGGCCGAGUGCGCCGAUCCGGCCGUCGACAGUGAUCCCUUCUGGAACGCGCUGCUCGCGCGCGGCGCCGAGGCGGACGCGGACGCGGACGCGGCCCUCGCGCGCCAGGAGGAGGGCCUCGCGAAAGACUGGGAGGCGGCCCGGGGCAAGUGGCUGACGACGCGGUCGGUGGCGCGGACCGCGGACGACGAGCUCCGCGCCGCCAAGGCCGCCGCCGUCGCCCAGGGCGAGGCCGCGCUCGAGGCCCAGCUCGGGAAGGCGCCGCAGGCGACGCCGCCGCACGUGGGGCGCAUGGACCUCGCGGCGCUGCGCGUGCUCGUCGACUCGGACGAGCUCGAGUCCGACGAGACGACGCAGUGGGUCCAGGCGCGCGACGCGGCGCGGCGCGCCAGGGCCGACGCCGCGCGCGGCGAGGCGCCGGCCGGCGAGCCCCUCGACGACAAGGCGGCGGCGCUCGAGGCCGUGAAACGCGACGGCCUCGCGCUCGCGCGCGCGUCGGAGGACCUCCGGGCCGACGCGGACGUCGUCGCCGCGGCCGUCGCCCAGAACGGCCUCGCCCUGGCCCACGCGUCGGAGGCCCUGCGGGCGACGAAGGACGUCGUCCUCGCCGCCGUGAAGCGCGACGGCAUGGCCAUCCACGCGGCGUCCCUCGAGCUCCAGGCCGACUACGACGUCAUCCUCGCGGGCGUCGACGGCCUCCGCAGCGAGAACACGUGA
Aureococcus anophagefferens is the source of this 3336-nucleotide messenger RNA. Its product is annotated as expressed protein. The annotation marks the transcript as partial. The record is from RefSeq and is a predicted model, not a curated record. Lineage: Eukaryota; Pelagophyceae; Pelagomonadales; Pelagomonadaceae. The transcript has 5 exons.